This is a messenger RNA of Neurospora tetraspora, 839 nucleotides long. RefSeq lists its product as uncharacterized. Lineage: Eukaryota; Fungi; Ascomycota; Sordariomycetes; Sordariales; Sordariaceae. The record is from RefSeq and is a predicted model, not a curated record. The transcript is spliced from 4 exons. Bases 259 to 786 code for a protein of 175 amino acids.
UAACAAUUUACCCCAGACAAACAACGUCUCGCUUCCAGGGCGCCCCCACAAUCAUCCCAGAUCAAACAUGAACAGGUGUGGUGUACCAGGGGCGGCAUGACAUUGGGCGAUGGCGUCCAUCCAUCCAUGUCCUGACGAGUACGUCGUGUAGAUAAGCUUAUCGCAGGUGUAUGGGUUAUCGUGGAAUUCCGCUUCCAUCCCAAAGUCCAAGUCUAGCUCUUGUCGACUUGACCAGAGGCAGACAUAACAGAACAGGACAUGAGAACUGAUUCCAUGAACGAGAAAUUAAUCGACGCACGCAGUCCGUUACCAACCAAUGAAUCAACUGGUAUAAAGUACAGUAUAAGACCUAUCUUCCGUGAUAGUACAUGUCCCUUGUUCUUUGAACCUUUCCUUUCCUUUCCUUUCCUUUCCUUUCCCAUCUUCCUCUUUCCCAACACAUCCUCCUUCUUCUACAUUUCCAAUUCGACUACCACCCGAUCCACAACGCAGCCGAAAAAAACCGCCUUCUCUUGUUCCCUAGGUCAGCCGAGUACCACAACCGGCCAACCGGCCAACCGGCCAACCCGUCACCCAACCCAGUGCGCCUUGCGCUGCGGACCCGCCGAACUUAUUAGAACCACCCUCUUUGGUAAGGUGAGGCAGCCAAUCUUAUUCACAUCCUCCCGCUCUUCCCCUACUUUGCUCCCGAGCUUUCUCAACUUUUCGCAAACAUGCCUCCUUUGUCCCCUUCUCAACGCAUUUUCCCGGCAACUCUGCCCAUCAUACACCAGGUCUCGAAACUGAAACUGUGCUUGUGUGUCGACCACAGCUUUCCUGUCCUUCCUUCGACUCGCUCC